Trichoderma asperellum CBS 433.97 is the source of this 903-nucleotide messenger RNA. Lineage: Eukaryota; Fungi; Ascomycota; Sordariomycetes; Hypocreales; Hypocreaceae. The record is from RefSeq and is a predicted model, not a curated record.
AUGGCGAACAUAAUUGAAUUCAUAAACCUAUCUUACCCUUCGCAAGGAUCUUCUUCAAGCCUGCGGCGUCGUGCUUACUCGCAUGCUGCUCGUGUAAACCAUGCAAGAGUGAAGCUUGCCCGCAAAUCGAUCAGCCAGGCUAGCAAUGUGGAACCAUAUAUUCCGCCUGCGAAGAAGAUUGAAGUUGAUACAACAACGGAAGCAAAGGAGAUAUGUUUGGCUGACGAUAAAGCCAAGGUGGCUGCGGUAGUAUUUCUCGACCCUAUCGACCCGCUCACAUCAAACAGGAGAGAUCCUUUUGGAUGCUUUGUGAAACCACUUUCACAGCUGGAGCACUACCUCUUUGAUCAUUAUGCAACUGUUGUCACCACCCAGUAUGACUCCGAGUGCGUGGUACUCAAAGAUACAAGCUUUCACCACCACCAACUUAGGAUACGCUGGAUUCAAAUGGCCAUAUCAUACGUGGGUCUAUUAAAUUGUGCCUUACAAUUUUCUUGUAGCCACCUUGGUGAAAUCUACUGUUGCGUAGAAUACACUGCUUUAGCGACGCAGUAUAAAAUUUUAUGCAUUUGCGCCAUCAAAGAGGCUAUUGGCGGACAGGAUUGCUCCACGAGGGAUCCAGUGAUUGCUACAGUAAUAUCAUUAGCUAUAGAUGAGCUUCGAGUGGGCAAUAUUACUGCAUCCAGGCAGCAUGUGCGUGCACUUGCCAAAAUGAUACAGUUUUCUGGUGGCUUACAAACCCUUGGCAUGGAUGGGCUGCUGAAACAUAUCUUUGAGAAAUUAGCUUAUGAUAUGAAGCUUCUUGUAGACGACAAAACACAUUCUUCAACGCUAAUGGAUUUCAUCAGCCGAGGGGGAAUCAAUAUGCCCAGUUCUUCAGGGACAGCUGUAGAAUCCCAAUAA